GCCGAGCCGCCCGCCCCUCUCACCAUGUCGGAACGCUUGGGCAGACCCUCCUGCCUGCUGGUCGCCAGCGCGGCCACCGCGGGUGUGUCAGCGCAGUCCUUUCUUCACUGCUUUACACUGAGCAGCUCGGCUUUUAACCUGCAAGUUGCCACUCCCGGGGGGAAGCCAAUUGAUUUUGUGGAUGUGAACGAGAGCAACAUGCGCUGGAUACAGGACUUCCGUAUGAAAUCGUACGCCAACCCCGCCAAGCUGGAGUCGAUUGAUGGCGCCAGAUACCACGCCUUGCUGAUUCCAAACUGUCCUGGAGCGAUGACUGACCUCGCAAACAGCGGGUACUUGGCUAAGAUACUGCAGCACUUCAGCGCUGAGAGCAAGCCUAUCUGUGUGGUUGGACACGGAGUUGCAGCUUUGUGCUGUGCCACCAACGAGGAUAAAUCGUGGGUGUUUCAGGGAUACAGCCUGACAGGGCCCUCUGUGUAUGAACUAAUCAGGCAGCCAAAUUUUGCCAGUUUGUCCAUUAUUGUGGAGGAUUUUGUGAAGGAUUCAGGAGCUACGUUCAGUGCCAGCAUUCCAGAUGCUGUACAUGUGGUGCUGGACCGGCACCUGGUGACAGGACAGAAUGAGAAUUCCACUCUUCCAGCCGUCCAGAACCUUCUUGCUCUUUGCAAUGUCAGGUGAAGGUGUGUUAGAAGCCUUUCCUGGCUGUGGACUAACAGGUCGUGUCGUGUUUGGAUGUGUUUCCUUCAGCAGGAAGUGAAGGAGUUGGUCUCUUCACCAACAGGAUGGAUGAAGAGCCAGCAGGGGAAGGAUUGCCUUGUCUUUUAACUGGGUAAAACAUCUCUGAAGUUCUAUCCUGGACUACAAAGUGACUGUGACAGUGAAGUGGCCAAGUCAGGUGUUGCAAAUAGCAAAUGGAUGAAGGUUGUGGAUAAGACUUGGAAGAGCAUCACAUGCCAGAAGCGAUCAUGAAACCACCAUGCAUUCUUGUUGCUGCACCUUUCUUCACUGCUUAUCUCUGGACCCUUUGUUUACAGAGGUGGAACCUUGUCUUUUGAAGACAAAAGUUGGUGCUAUGAAGGCAGUUGUUGAAUCUGAAGAUGGAGUUCCAGGCUGACAUUACUCUGAUCAUUCCUAGCUCGGCCCCAGAGAGGACUGGAGACUCUGAACCAUCUGGGGUUUGUGUUUCAAAUAUCAAAGCUUCAUUGGAAUGCAAUUUCAGAUGCAUUGUCACCUUUCUUUGGGUGAAUUGGUCAUAAAGUUGCUGUCUGACUGUGUCUCAGGUGCUUGGAUGCGUUUGGAAUAGGAUGGAAAAUGCUCGGCUAAACUCUGAAUAAAGCAGAACCGGUUGUUUGAAGGCAGCUCACUGUGGUGGUGCUGUUAGCACAAUGUGCCGUUGUUUUAUUCCUUGACUGUCCACGUUAUUGGGCUUCUGUUUAAAGCAUUUGCUCAGCUGUUUCUAAAUGGUCUUCUAACUGGUUAUCUGUUCUCCUUUGUUGUGUUUGUGUUAUGAGUUUUGUUCUCUUGGAAAUGUUUGGAAUAGUUCUCUCCAGCAAACACAUUGUGGUUCUCGAUUGCUGGAGUUUUGGACAAAUGGGAGGAAAAAAGUGGGCAGUUAAUGUGGAACCUCAGCAUGAGCUGGGAACAUUUGAUCACAGCCCAGAAACUACAUGUCCUGGAGCAGUGGGACCAGCAGGGCAAGGCAGGGGAUUCUGCCUCUUGGCUCCGCUCUGUGAGACCCAUCUGGAGCCCUGUGUCCAGUUCUGGAGUCCUCAGCACAGGGAGGACAUGGAGCUGUUGGAGCGAGUGCAGAGGAGGCCUCGGAGAUGAUCCGAGGGCUGGAGCACCUCCUGUACAAGGCCAGGCUGAGAGAGUUGGGGUUGUUCAGCCUGGAGAAGAGAAGGCUCUGGGGAGACCUUAGAGCAGCUUCCAGGACUGAAAGGGGUUCCAGGAAAGCUGGGGAGUGGCUCUGGAUCAGGGAGUGCAGGAACAGGAUUAGGGGAAUGGCUUUAAAUUGGAAGGGGA
Molecule: messenger RNA, 2022 nt
Organism: Cuculus canorus (common cuckoo)
Lineage: Eukaryota; Metazoa; Chordata; Aves; Cuculiformes; Cuculidae
Gene: GATD1
Product: glutamine amidotransferase class 1 domain containing 1
Exons: 8
Coding region: 25-678 (217 amino acids)
Source: RefSeq, a predicted model, not a curated record